Messenger RNA from Hirundo rustica (Barn swallow), 1531 nucleotides. Its product is annotated as tyrosine 3-monooxygenase-like. NCBI's taxonomy places the organism in Eukaryota, Metazoa, Chordata, Aves, Passeriformes, Hirundinidae. The record is from RefSeq and is a predicted model, not a curated record. The coding region runs from base 133 to 1509 and encodes 458 amino acids. The transcript has 12 exons. Gene Ontology annotation, molecular function: iron ion binding; tyrosine 3-monooxygenase activity. Gene Ontology annotation, biological process: dopamine biosynthetic process from tyrosine. Gene Ontology annotation, cellular component: perikaryon; axon; cytoplasm.
CUUCUGGCAGCUCUCGCCACACGCAGACACACUGCAUCUCCAGUACCACCAAUUCCCCUGGCCAUUGGUCCCACACCCUCAGGCAGCUCCCACUCAACAUCUGGCUAUUGCAAUCCACUCUCCUAUCUCCCAAUGAAGACUGAUUUGGUGGGGAUGUCAGGCCCAAAAGAAGAGGCCAGCAAGGAGGAGAUGUGUGGCAUGGAGUCAUUGAACAGCCAAGGCAGCCUGGACUCCAACAGGGAGGAUGACAGAGCUUCUCUUAUCCUGACCCUCACUCUCUACAACGUCAGGAAGAUUGAGCUCUCUAAGGCAGCCAAAGUCUUCGAGAUGUUCGAAACUCAAAUCUCUCACUUUGAAACCCGUCGAGCCAAAAAGCCCAAGAACUCUGUGGAUGAUUCUGACGUAUUUGUUGAAUGUGAAGUUCACAGUGCUGAUGUUGGUGUCUUUAUCACGUCCUUAAAGAGACUAGCAAAGGAUGUGAAAGCCAGCAGAGAAGACAAAGUGCCCUGGUUCCCCAGAAAAAUCCAAGAUCUGGACAAGUGUCACCAUCUGAUCACUAAAUAUCAUCCCAAUUUGGACCACGGUCACCCUGGAUACUCUGACCUGGAGUAUAACAAACGGAGGGCAUUCUUUGCCGACCUGGCCUUUAAUUACAGAGCAGGAGACCCUUUACCUCACAUUGAGUACACAGCACAGGAAACAGCAACUUGGAGAGAAGUCUACAGGAAGCUGAGGAGCCUUUACCCUACCCACGCCUGUACACAGUACCUGGAUGCUUUCCAGGAGCUCGAGAAGCACUGCGGCUACCGAGAGGAUAACAUCCCUCAGCUUCAGGACGUCUCCAGAUUUUUAAAAGAGAGAACAGGUUUCCAGCUGAGACCAGCUGCAGGACUGCUGUCUGCUCGUGACUUCCUUGCCAGCCUGGCAUUUCGUGUCUUUCAGUGCACACAGUAUAUAAGGCAUUUCUCUUCUCCUAUGCAUUCCCCAGAACCAGACUGCUGCCAUGAGUUGUUGGGUCAUGUUCCCAUGUUGGCUGACAAGGAGUUUGCCCAGUUUUCACAGGAUAUUGGACUGGCUUCUCUUGGAUCAUCUGAAGAGGAGAUUGAGAAACUGGCCACACUUUACUGGUUCACUGUGGAGUUUGGCCUCUGCAAGCAAAAUGGAUUGAUCAAAGCUUAUGGGGCAGGACUGCUUUCAUCUUAUGGGGAGCUGAAGUACGCUUUGUCAAACAAGCCGGAGUACAAGCCUUUUGAUCCAGAAGUGACUGCAGUUCACCCCUAUCAGGAUCAAGCCUUCCAGCCUGUCUAUUUCAUAGCAGAAAAUCUGGAAGAUGCCAAGGUCAAGCUUCAGAACUACGCAAUGAAGAUCAAGAAGCCUUUUGCUCUGCAUUAUGACCCCUUCACCAGCAGCAUAGAGGUUUUGAACACACCACAGAAAGUCAAGAGGGCACUCCACCAGAUAAAAGAGGAACUGAAAAACUUCUGCUUGGCCCUUGAAAACCUCUCUUAAAACCACAGCAGUACAUCUCACC